CUACAGGCGAAGAUCAUGGCUUCUCCGAGGACAAUAACGAUUGUUGCCCUUUCCUUCGCUCUUGGCCUUUUUUUCGUGUUUAUGGGCACUAUUAAGCUUACGCCGAGAUUAAGCAAAGACGCCUACAGCGAAAUGAAACGGGCAUAUAAAAGCUAUGCGAAGGCCCUGCCCGCCCUUAAGAAGAUGGGCAUCAGCUCGGUCCUCCUGCGGAAGGUCAUCGGCACACUGGAGCUGGCCUGCGGGGUGGUGCUGACCCUGGUGCCCGGCCGGCCCAAGGACGUGGCCAACUUCCUGCUGCUUCUGGUCAUGCUGGCCGUCCUUUUCUUCCACCAGCUGGUGGGCGACCCCCUGAAGCGCUACGCUCACGCCCUGGUCUUCGGCAUCCUGCUGACCUGCCGGCUCCUCGUCGCCCGGCAGGGCGAGGAGCGGCUGGAGGUGGAGGAGAGCCAGGAGGAGCAGAUCAACCCUCAGGAGAAGAACAAAGUCAAGGUUUCCUAGUGAAGAAGGUGAAGGUUUCUUAGUCCCCAAGCUGACCUGGACUGACUCAGCCCAGGAAGAGGCAAGGACAUCCUUUGGGAUGAUGUGACCGUUGACCCAAAUUCAUUCCCACUCACUCCCAGAGCAGCAAACACACUUUUUAUGAGUUCAUAUCCCACACGAAAAUAAUAAAAUAUUUGUCUGUCUAUUCUGAAUAAUUACCCUCUGAAUCUCUCUUAGUCUUUCAUAGCUAGGAUAAACUGUAACCUUGCUGUCACAAAUGACUUCUAUGAGUGAGGUCCCGGCUUUGUGAAAAGCUGGUGCAUAAUCUGUUCAGUCCGCCUGGUAUGUUUUGAAAGGUCUAAAUUUUUAACAGUUUUAAAAUCUUUGCUCAGUAUUUAAUUGCACAUUUGAUAAGACACUGUAUGUUGCUUCUAGACUGGUCAAUACUGGAUGCGAAAGGGAAUAAAUUUCUUUGGUCUCUUAAUUGCCAGUCUUCCUUUUUUGUUCAAUGUAAUCAUCUUAUAGUUCUGUGCAUGUAAAUGAAAAACUUGCUUUACUCGUGCCAGAAUUUACCACUUUUUUUCUCUACAGAUAUACAUAUUUUACCAUGUUACCACAAAUAGACAUUUCCCGUUUGUAUGUAAUAAAGCAGAAUACCCAGAGUACAGAAAUAAUAAAAUAUAGAUCAAUUUGAUGUGUAACUGCCUUUAAAAUGUUCUGUAUUUUUUGGCAGUCAGAAACCCAAAAGGUGAUGCCCCUUGAUGAGCAUUAGCUACUCAGAUUCUUAUAAAAAAAUGCAGUUUCAUAAGCAUAAUUCACUGCUAACCAUGAGCUUGUCCAGGAAAAGCACCAGAAAACGCAUGGAUAUUUUACUGUACUUUGCUGUACCCUUAAUGACGAGUCUCCUGCUGGGAUAAGCUCUGUUUUAUCACUGUGUUUUCUCAGGUUAAAUAGCUGUACUGAACUGCACUGAUCGUGUUUUUAGAAUGGAAUGAAACUUAAACAUUGUGAAACAGAACAGAGAGCUGAAUAAAGAAAACUUAAGAAA
Molecule: messenger RNA, 1528 nt
Organism: Brienomyrus brachyistius
Lineage: Eukaryota; Metazoa; Chordata; Actinopteri; Osteoglossiformes; Mormyridae
Product: novel acetylcholine receptor chaperone
Exons: 2
Coding region: 16-498 (160 amino acids)
Biological process (GO): positive regulation of protein localization to cell surface; chaperone-mediated protein complex assembly
Cellular component (GO): endoplasmic reticulum
Molecular function (GO): acetylcholine receptor regulator activity
Source: RefSeq, a predicted model, not a curated record